Symsagittifera roscoffensis is the source of this 690-nucleotide messenger RNA. RefSeq names its product transmembrane protease serine 11G-like. Gene Ontology annotation, molecular function: serine-type endopeptidase activity. The coding region runs from base 1 to 690 and encodes 229 amino acids. The record is from RefSeq and is a predicted model, not a curated record. Gene Ontology annotation, biological process: proteolysis. NCBI's taxonomy places the organism in Eukaryota, Metazoa, Xenacoelomorpha, Acoela, Convolutidae. The transcript has 3 exons.
AUGGCGACUUUCAAGAAAAGCUACGUCUGCGGAUCUACUCUUAUCCAUUCUAAUUGGGUUAUAACCAGUGCGCAUUGCGUCAGGGGCAGAUUAAUCCUAGAAAACUGGCAGAUUUCAUUCGGUGACCACAUUAGACAUCCUAAGUUUGACUCUGUGCAAGGGAAAAGUGAAAUCACUCGGAAAAUAACCAAGAUAAAAAUCCACGAAGACUUCUUCAUGAAAGCAAAUCACUCGCCUCGAAUGGAUAUUGCAUUGAUUAAACUAGACUCGCCGGUGGAUUUCACACACAGUGUUAACCGAGCCUGUUUGCCGAGUGGUGAAGAGUCUUCAACUAAAUUUUGUUUUGCGAUUGGAUUCGGAAUGACGAACUGGGACGCGAAAGAGUAUCCGAGGAGUCUGAUGGAAGCGCACAUGCCGAAGAUACCCGAUAGCGCCUGUCGGUUAAAAUACGGGAACGAGUUUGUGAACAGCAGCAUGUUUUGCGCAGGAGUUUUGGACGGAACCAGGGACACUUGUGUGGGGGACUCGGGGGGACCGCUGAUUUGUAAACACAGAGGGGGGCAGUGGUACCUGGAAGGCGUGAUCUCGUGGGGAAGCGAGUGUGGGCGGAAGGGGUGGCCUAGUGUCUAUACACGAGUAACAAAAUUCACUCAAUGGAUCGAUGACGUCAUAAGGAAAAAUACUGAUUGA